GCGGCAGAAGUCACAUGUUGUCCCGGCUCCUCGCCGCACUGAGCCGGCGCACAGAGGCAGCAGCCCCGGCACCGCAGCGGAGGAGGAGGGAGCCCUCGCCGGAGGAAAAGUCGUCGUGUGGCGAUCGAUUACUACUGCCUGCUCUCUCUGACGUCAAGAUGGACGCCUGCCGAAACAGGUUAUAACGAGGGAAGCGGCUCCUCUGCGGUGUUCAACGUGCAUUCCCCCUGUCCCCCCUACAGCAUGACCACAGCAGCGGCGGCUCAUCUCAUAACUCUGGCAAAUGAAAAUGGAGGAGGUUUCAAUGUCCAGCCUGGACAACAGCAAGCUGGAGGGCCUAGCUCAGGACAUCCUGUCUGACCUGGUGGAGGAUGCAUGCCUGGGUCUUUGCUUCGAGGUCCACCGGGCCGUCAAGCAGGGUUAUUUUUUCCUGGAUGACACGGACCAAGAAAGCAUGAGGGACUUUGAAAUUGUGGACCAGCCAGGCCUGGACGUGUUUGGCCAGGUGUACAACCAGUGGAAAAACAAAGAGUGUGUAUGUCCCAACUGCAGCCGAAGCAUCGCCGCAUCACGCUUCGCCCCGCACCUGGAGAAAUGUCUGGGGAUGGGACGCAACAGCAGCCGUAUAGCGAACCGCAGAAUAGUCACUGGUAAUAACACAAACAACAAAUCAGAGAGUGACCAAGAGGAUAAUGAUGACGUCAAUGAUAAUGACUGGUCUUAUGGGGCAGAGAAGAAAGCUAAGAAAAGGAAAUCUGAUAAGAAUCCAAACUCACCCAGAAGAUCCAAAUCAUUCAAGCAUAAGAGCAGCAUGAUGGGUCCUAGACGUCGAAUGGACAACCAGGAGAGCCCACGCAUGCUAAUGAAAGAUGAGGCAUUCCCUCAAUAACACACUCAGCCACAAAUACACAUUCUCUUGCCAUCGUGUGUGUGUGUGCACGUACCCACACACUCAAGCACGGGGAGACCAACAACACUUCACCUUUGGUUCUUAAUCAUGUGAUAUCAAUGGACGUUAAAGGCAACAUUUGUUGUUCGCUGCUCUGCAGAAGCAGUCCCGACCUCCUACUGUAUACUUGACAGAUGUUAUUUUUCUUCCACAAAGUCAUCGUACCAACACUCAUUUUAUUUUUGUUCAGUUAGAUUUUUUGCUGCAGUCCCAAAUAAUAAAUAUCAGCAUACACGAUUUGACUGCACAGAAGUAGAGUGUGUCGUAAAUGCAUCCGAACGGAGGCAGCUGUCUUAUGUUGUUUCUUAAAAUACACAAAUGAUUAGGCAUUAGGUGUAGUUAACAUUUCCUCACCUGUUAAAAAAAUAUCGUUCUUUGAAAACAAUUACGUCAAAGACAAUCUUUGUUAAUAGUUUGUCUUUUUGUGUUCACAUUCAUUGUCAGGCUCAGACCUCUCCAGUGGAAUUGUAAUCCAGUAUGUGUGGGAGUGUGUGUGUGUGUGUGUUUGUGUAAGAGAGAGAGAGAAAUAACAGCUUGUCAUUCACUUGUGGAAACUUGUUCUGAAAAUGUUCAGUAAAUGAACCCCUAAUUGUACAAGCAGGUAUUUUACUUCAGAAAGCAGCAGGUUUCUUUUUGAAUUUUUUUUUUUUUUUUUGGGUGGAUAGGCCGGCUUGUUUUCUAGCAUUCAAAUUCUGUGUUUGUAUCAAGUGUUUACAUUGUGAAGGGUGACAUAUAUCCUUUUUGUGUGACGUGUUAGUGUAAAUAUUCCAAUAGUUGAAUUGCUGCUAUCAUGGCUCAGUUUGUUUCAUCUGUCUAGCAUAAUAAAUGAUUUGUUACCUCUC
This is a messenger RNA of Paralichthys olivaceus (Japanese flounder), 1791 nucleotides long. It is a transcript of the gene atxn7l3b, whose product is annotated as ataxin 7 like 3b. Gene Ontology annotation, biological process: regulation of transcription by RNA polymerase II; positive regulation of DNA-templated transcription. Gene Ontology annotation, molecular function: transcription coactivator activity. Gene Ontology annotation, cellular component: SAGA complex; DUBm complex. Lineage: Eukaryota; Metazoa; Chordata; Actinopteri; Pleuronectiformes; Paralichthyidae. The record is from RefSeq and is a predicted model, not a curated record.